AUGCUUCUCCAAGGACAAGGUGUGUGCGACGAGGCGUGCGACAAUGUUUGCGACGAGGCGUGCGACAAUGCUUGCGACGAGAGACGACAGAUCGACUCACCCACAUGCGUCGAAGCGUUUGCAGGAGGGCCUUGUGUGGUCACAGCGUUUGGGCCACG
Messenger RNA from Closterium sp. NIES-65, 158 nucleotides. The record is from the annotation of a GenBank genome assembly. NCBI's taxonomy places the organism in Eukaryota, Viridiplantae, Streptophyta, Zygnematophyceae, Desmidiales, Closteriaceae.